Molecule: messenger RNA, 3196 nt
Organism: Pogona vitticeps (central bearded dragon)
Lineage: Eukaryota; Metazoa; Chordata; Lepidosauria; Squamata; Agamidae
Source: RefSeq, a predicted model, not a curated record
UUCUGGUUUGCUCGUUCCAGCUCCCAAUUGCACAUGGACAAGAGCAGCACUACCACCAUGAACACCACCACCAUCGUGAUGAUAUAAGCCACCAUGACCAUGAGGAUGAACAGCAUGAUCACAAGGAACACCACCACCAAGGGCAUCAUGAUCAGCACACAGAUACUGGUGAUGACAAUGAUGACCAUCAUCACUAUCCCUCUCACCAUCAUGAAGCAGGACAGCACCAAGAAGGGCACCAUCAUCACCACAACGGUGACCAUCACGAGAGUGAGCAACAUGAUCAUGGUGGUGAUGAUGAUCAUGGCAAGCAUCACCACCACCAUGAUGACCAUCAUGGUGGACAUCAUCAUCAUAAUGAUAAUGACGAUGAUGAACCUCAGAAGCACCAUCAUGGACAUCAUGAUCAACACCACCAUGAUGAAGAGGAUGAGCAUCACCACCAUCAUGAACAUCAUGGUGAUCAUCAGCAUCACUACCAUGAUGAUGAAGAUGAAGAUGAUGACAGUGAGGAAAAUGAACACCCUCAUCAUGGGCAUCAUGGUCACCACUACUACAGAGAGGAGGAAGAGGAUGAGGAUGAAGAACAACACACAGGUCAUCACCACCAUCAUCACCAUGAUGAAGAUGAGGCCCAUGGGCACCAUCACCAUGGUGGCCAUCAUCACCAUGAUGAAGAUGAUGACGAUGACGAUGAUGACGAGGAAGACGGAGAGCAUCAUCACCAUCAUCAACACCACCACCAUCACUAUGGUGAUGAAGAAGAGUCUGAUGAAGCUUCUUCUGAAGAAGAAGAGGAAGAUGAGCAGGAUCAUGAAGAAGCUAGAAGGACACACCAUGAAGGACAUAAAGAAGAAGAGGAUGAGGAUGAAGAUGACGAUGAGGAUGACAAAUACGAGGCAGGCUCUCUUUGCCACUAUUGUGCCUUCUGCAAGCAUUGCGAGGAAUGUGAAACCAAGUGCCCCUGUAAAGAAGGAGACACCAGUGAUCACUGUGCAAGCUGUCAGUAUUGUCAUUUCUGUUACAUUUGCCCUGUCUGUGAGACAGCCUGUACACCAGGGAGCAUUGUAGAUGAACUAUCAGGAGCCUUAUUUCAGACAUUUGCUACCCUUUUUGAGCAGCAUGAGCACUGAAGCACCCCUGAUGGAGAGGCCAAGAGUGGGUGGGUGGAUGGGUUAAGUAACCUUGACUUGUAAAGGGUCACACUACAUCUGAUAAUCAAUUCCAUGAUUCUUUCUACCAACAGGUACCCCCCUCUUCCUCUUCCUCUCACAAAUGUCCCCCCCCCCAAGAAUGAGUUUCUUCCACCUGCUUGAGGGUGGUGGUGGUGGAAGUGCUCAGGUUAGGAAAACAGCUGGGACUAGAGAUGGUUUCAAGUGAACACAUGCUAAGGAAUGGAAAGGGUUUAGCAGCUCUUCUCCCACCUGAUUUGCUUUUUUGCCACCUGAUUUCAGCCACUAGUAGGUUUUUAAUUAUGAAAAGCGAUUUCACAGGGAGGAUCAGAAAACUCUGUUUCUCAAAGCCAGCAGGGAGAUCAUUUCUUGCUGAGUAAAGAAGAAAACUGGCAUUUUAGUAAGCUAGUCCACCUCAGGGUGAAAGAUACUUGAAGCAUCACCUGGUUGGCAACUCUUAGGGUCUGAGCACCAAGUCUGAGUCCAAGUCUUUGGCAUCAAGCCCCAAGUCCCUAUUACAAACUCCUUUCCCCGGGGGUGGGGAGAGGGAGUGAGUGGAUUCUACGUUGUGAAUCGAAGCUUAGUCAUAGGAGGGAAAGACCAAGUUGAGUCACUGAUGUGACUUGAGUCUGACUUAACAGCAACUCCCACGACUUGAGUGCCCUUGGCAGCACCUAACACCUCUUUGCUCCAGGUUUCCCCAGCCUUCGAAUCAGCAAAAGCCCAAUCACAUUUCAGGCUUGUUCCUGCCUAAUAGGUCUUUCUCUGCUCAAAUCUUUCAUACUUUCACAGCCUUGGACUCCACAGUAUUGUUGUUCUACAGCUACUCUGGGAUCCUUUAACUGAAAAGCAGUACAUAAAAGAUUCCUUUAAAUGGUGUAGUUCCCAUCAUCCCCAAUCAGUGGCCAUGCUAGUUGGGGAUGUUCGGUGUUACAGUCCAACAACAAGCAGAGGAGUCAAGCUAGGAGAUUAUUCAUCUCAUGCGACUUUGCAUCUCUUACUGGCUUGCUGUUGAAUCAUGAAAUUGAAAGCAUUUGUAUUUGACCCUCUAGGAAAUCUCAUUCUGUCACCUUUCAUUCAUAACGGCUCAUUCAUUCAUACAUGGGUGUUGGCCCUUAAUAACUGCAGUUAUCAAGGGAUAAGCACACCUGUAUGAAACAGCUUUUAAGCUACACUGCAGGACUUAUUCAUGCCGGCAUGUCUGCAGUCAUUUCUCCCAAAGAAUCCCCACUAUGGCAAUUAUGACUUUUAUGACAAUAAUAAACUAUCUGUCAGAGAUCAUCAUGCCCAUAUAGAACAACAUCACCACAGUCUGUUUCUGAUACAUCACCACAACUAACCCAGCUACUGGAGCAAUGCUUUCAGCCUCGAUACCCUAUGCUACAAACCCAAAAGCCUUAUACUUGUUUAGGACAGUGAGACGGGUGUGGAAUGUAUGACCCUCCAUGUUUUUUGGAUUGCAAGUCCCAUCAUCCUCCACUUCCUGGUUAAGCUGACAGGAUGGGAACUGCAGCACAACAUCUGAAUGACCUUAUGUUUCUCCAUCCUGCGCCUUUGCUUCUCCUGGCAUGUCCUGCCACCUCUGGUGAAAUUUCAGAAGGCCUAUCUUCCUAUCUGUCGGGCUGCCAUAAUGAAUUCUGGGCAGUGUCAGUUUAUAAGGAGGAUGAGCUUUCUGCUAGUCUCCUGUUGCAGGUACACAGAACUCAUUAAAUCAUAUGGUCAGCUCUAACUGAAAACUGGAUUGCUGUCACUGUUGUGUAGAGGAGGUGGAAAUACAAAUAGAUCAUGGAUAAUUGCUCUUCCCCAACCUGAAUGAAGGUUUAGGAAAGAUACAAAGCAUUGCCUUUUUGGGUUUCAUAACCUCAUCUUUUGGCAAUUUAGCUCAACUCAAAAUAAUCCCAUCCCACCCAACCAUUCUGUGUUGGACACUCCUUCCUAGCAGCUUUUUUAAAUUCUUAAUUUAUAGCCAUUGCUUUGUCUUGUUUUAAAGGAGAAUAAUAAAAUGAAGUCUUCUGACACGGCUA